AUGCUCACCGCUUGGGGGCGCUGAAGCUCUGGCGUGUGCAUCAAAGGAAUUCUCCGAACAAUUAGGCGAGACGCGACAGAGAUUUGUAAUUACCUUCUGACAUACUCAGAAACCCAUCUCAAUCCUCUCGUGCAGUUGGUAGUGAGUACACGUAGCGUGCUACGACGCUGAAGAAAUUGAGUUCAGCAGUGCAGGAAGGCAAAGAAGUGGCAAAAUAAAUAGUGGCGAAAGGAUGGCCACAAAGAGGGAAGCGAGCAGACAUCCAUCAACACGUGAUGACAUCAUCAAGAAUGGAAGUCGCCCAGGAUCAUCGCGAACGGAGGACAGUUUCACUGCCCGGAACUCUCGGGAUGCCCGAGACGUCCUGCAACACAGACGGACGGGUGAUCGCAGAGAAUCUUUUCGGCAUCGUAGAGAUGCUUCAAAGAGGAGAGAUUCCUCAAGCUCCUCGGAGACGGAAGAGUCUGAUGGCGAGAGGAAGAGAUCUCUGAGAACCACACGCAAAAGGGAGGAAACUCAUCGGAGACGCUCAAAGAGUCGGAGCAGGAGCCAGGAGGAUCAUCGGCAGCGCAGAAAACGCUCACCUUCUCCACGGCGACGGCCAAGGACCGUGUCGCCUCCGCGUGAGUCUGUGCCCUAUUACUCGGAUCCUAAUCGUGAGCGGGAUCGCCUAAGGCAGAAGUACGGCUACCGCGAUGAGGGCAGGAGUCGGAGAAGAAGCUCUAGUCGCGAGAGACGACGCAGAAGGAGCAGAACUCCAGUUCGAGAAACCACGAAAAUCAUCCAAAUCCCCGUUCCCGUCUAUCCGCCGUUCUAUCCCGACGGCCCCAUGAGUUCCAUGUAUCCGUGGUAUGAUCCCACUUGGCCCGCAGGCCACGCUCCCAGGCCAAUGAUGCCACAUCCCAUGCGACCGCCCAACUACUAUCAACCCUCGCCCUAUGUGAUGGAGCCGUUUGAUCAGUUCCAACAGCGCUCCAGCAGGCCUGGAAUGCCCCCACCUCCCUUCCAAAGAUUCCCUCCCCCGCGAAAUCACAGGCAGCACUGAAUGCUAAAGGAAUUGUAAGGACUGAGGGCGGGACUUUACUUUAGGCUCACAGCUAUGCUUUCUACGGACCAUUCAGUCAUUAGUUGAUGGUCCAAGGACUUUUAUCUUAACUGUUUUAUUUUUUUUUAGAUUGCUGGUCAAGGGAAGAAAUUCCUUAAGAACCCGAAAAAGUAACCACUAUUGCGAUGGUUGUCUAUCAAAAUUUUAGAUUUUACGCAUUUAGCCAAAAAAUUAAUUUUUUAUUUCUUUCGAUUUAUUUUAUACCGUUUGCUUUAAAGUAAAGAUUCGACUGAAAUUAAGGUAGAGCAAAAUAUAUAUGUCAAAAGCCAUAUAAAAAGAAAUAAAAUUAUACAUCUUUAUCAGAA
This is a messenger RNA of Phlebotomus argentipes, 1410 nucleotides long. Its product is annotated as female-specific protein transformer. The transcript has 4 exons. NCBI's taxonomy places the organism in Eukaryota, Metazoa, Arthropoda, Insecta, Diptera, Psychodidae. Bases 233 to 1045 code for a protein of 270 amino acids. The record is from RefSeq and is a predicted model, not a curated record.